This is a messenger RNA of Phalacrocorax carbo (great cormorant), 2627 nucleotides long. The record is from RefSeq and is a predicted model, not a curated record. NCBI's taxonomy places the organism in Eukaryota, Metazoa, Chordata, Aves, Suliformes, Phalacrocoracidae.
GGGAGGAGUCGCCAGGCCGGAGAACUUUGCGCUGAGCACAUCUGGGUAAGCGGGGGUGGCGGUCAGCGGGUCGCCGCCGCUCUGCCGGGCCGCUCCGGUGGGGGGCCGCCGCCCCCGCCCGUGUUUGUGCUUCCUUAUGCAGCAAAGAGCGCUGCUCCAAAAAAGGGGGUUCUCCUGCGGCAGAGGUCCCUGCAGCAGCCCCAGAGUAAGGGGGACUUCUUCGUGUGAGAGUUUGCCUCAAGGAAAACAACGGAAGGACCUCGCUGCUGCCCGGGAGAGCUCGCUGUCCGGCCGCCGGCGCUGCGGGAAGGCGGUACACCGGGAGGCGCCUGUGACCUGCGCUCACGUCUCCCAGGCGCCCCGUUAGGCCGCAUGAGGAGGUGGGAGGCUUCAGAACACGGCUCGCGCUCGCUCUCCUGCUGUCUCCUGCCGACUUCCUUUCGGUGCAUCUAAGCCAAUUUCACUAUUUUCAAGCAUUCUUGUGUCCUGUUCCGCUCUGUGCCCCCUCAGAAACCUGAAUGUAGGUGCCUGAAAGGGCACGAGCUUGAUACUUGUGCAGUGAUACCUGUUCUGCACAGCCCCAGAGAGGAGCUACCCACUCUGUGCCCUGUGACAAGUGAUUUAACUGCUCUGCUUUUUCCCCCAAAUUUUGGCGGAUUGAGGCAGAGUAUCUUAUUCUAAAUUGCUGUUUGUCAACUUAAUCAGGUAUAUCCUCCUUGUUACAACUCCCCCGUCCUUUUUCAAGAGAGAUGUGCUGUAUUAGGAGAAAAUGUCCUAUUUCGAGUGUUAACGGCCAUUAAAGUGGAUGUUUUACUUGUGUAGCACACACCCCCCUGCACCCCGCUUCUCCUUCACAAGUUGAUCUUGGCUGCUGACAAAAAACAGCCCCUGUGCGCCUGAAUGCCUUACUGAGAGUAAAGGACUCUACAGCAAUUCUGGAAUGGAGGCGUUUCCUUCAAGAUACGGCUUUUAAAUGGGGGAAAAAAGCCCAUCUCCUGACAGGCUUAAUUUACCAGCCUGUUGCCAAAAUCCAGGGGCUAAUACAGCCAGCCCUACGCAGUUUUCUACUGCUGAAAUCCGUGCCGCGGGCAGCGGUCCCUGCCGGUGCGGCCGGCCAGCCUCGAUGCUCGGCGGCUGGGGGAGCUUGGCUCGUGAUCCAUCUUCUGACCCUGGCCUCUGGCAGACCCGCAGUACUGCUUUAAUAUUCCUAAACCCUACCUGAGUGAUUUACUCUCCGGCUUUGAAAGCCCCCUUCUCCCGGCCCUGAAAUACCCUGGAACCUGUUGAGGCGGAUUUUUCUAGCCCAGGCUCUCGGCAAUGGGGAUCCACCGAGAGGGCCCGGCCGCCCCGCCCCGCCCCGCAGGCCGGAGCCCGGCCCCAGGGGGGCGGAGCCGCCUCGCCUGCCCGCGGCGAGGGUCCCCCGGGCAGCGAGGCCGCGGCACCUGCGUUCCGCCCCGGCGCCGGGAGGGGCGGCUUCCGGGCGCGGCGGGAAGCGGCGGCGGCGCGGUCGCCGUCCCGGUCUCGGCGGAGCGCUCUCCUGGUCGGCCGGCGCCAUGGCUCGCAAGAAGCUACACCGGCCUAUCGCCGCCAUGGCCAAGAAAAUCCGCGAGUACCGGGCGCUGAAGAACCGGCCGCGGGAGUCGCAGCGCUUCUCCCUGGACUACGAGACGAUGCGGCGGCCCCUGACGCAGAAGCGGCUGCCGGUGCGGGCCUGGGAGGACGCGCGGAACGAGAACCGGCUCUUCGCCCUGCUCUGCCGCCUGCCGCGCUUCGGCCUGGGCCGCACCGUCACCCGCAAGUCCUGGCUGUGGGCGCACGACGAGCCCUGCUACUGGGUGGUCACCAAGGCGAAGGCGGACUACACGGCCGAGAACAUGGAUCAUGGAAGAGCCUGGGGCUACCUGACCUUCAGAGGCAAAACUGAAGAAAAAGUGAGAGAGAUCGACAAAGUCAUGUACCAUGACUGGCGUUUGGUGCCAAAGCACGAGGAGGAAGCCUUCAAGAAAUUCACCCCAGUGCCAGAGGAGACCAUUCGGUACCUUCCAUACCCACCUCUGCUCCGAGCCAUGAUCCUUGCGCAGUGGCAGAAAGAGGGAAAACCGAUCACAGAGGAGCCAAUGAUCGAUCUGAAGAAGGGCACGGCCUCUCCCCCUCAGGGUGCAAAGAAAAAAGUUACAGGGACACCAGUAUAACAACUUGUUCUAUGUCCUGAGCUUCCCACGUGCUCUCACUGUGUGUUAGAAGCAUGUCAUCUUACAGAAGACCCCCUUGUCCAAUGUGACAUGGUGUAUCCAGGUUUCUUAGCUUUCUCCCCAGCCCUGUACAUCACCUCAUCUGAAAGGAACGAUGUAGACACAUUCAGCGUUUUUUUCAUAACUUUGGUCUCAGUCAGCAGAGGCACUGUCUUGGUUCCCUGUAGAGCCUCUAAAAGCAUAGCUCCUGUCAUCCAGCUACAAUUCUUUGAAGCACAGUUUCCUCUACAGCCUGCAAAUUAGUUUUUGAAGAACAUUUUUCAGGUAAUUUGAGUCCCACAUAAAUCACAAAAAUGACUGAGACUAUCCUAUUAUUUCACAGAGCUGUGUACAAAUGUAUCUACUAAUGAAAAUAAAUGUUUUCUUAUUUCUGCA